Molecule: messenger RNA, 3692 nt
Organism: Toxotes jaculatrix (banded archerfish)
Lineage: Eukaryota; Metazoa; Chordata; Actinopteri; Toxotidae
Gene: mapk11
Product: mitogen-activated protein kinase 11
Exons: 12
Coding region: 146-1231 (361 amino acids)
Biological process (GO): protein phosphorylation; intracellular signal transduction
Cellular component (GO): cytoplasm; nucleus
Molecular function (GO): ATP binding; MAP kinase activity
Source: RefSeq, a predicted model, not a curated record
GGCAGCAGCAGCAGCUUGCCUCAGCAGACGGCGGCCCCCGCCUCCGGACCCAUCUACCGUUUUCCUCUCGUCGUUUCCAUCCUCCGUCUCCCCUCUCUUUUUCUUUUUUGCUCACUCCUCUCUCGCCUGUAGACGGCUCGGAGAAAUGUCCGCCAGACCGGGAUUUUACCGGCAGGAGCUCAACAAGACUGUGUGGGAGGUUCCGGAACGAUACCAGAACCUGACGCCGGUGGGCUCAGGAGCCUAUGGAUCGGUGUGUUCGGCGUAUGACGUGGUCUUGAGGCAGAAGGUUGCGGUGAAGAAACUGUCCAGGCCAUUUCAGUCUCUGAUCCACAGCCGCCGCUCGUACCGGGAACUCAGACUGCUCAAGCACAUGAAACACGAGAAUGUAAUAGGGCUGCUGGACGUCUUCACACCUGCUGCAAUGUUAGAAGACUUCAAUGAACUCUACCUGGUGACUAACCUGAUGGGUGCAGACCUCAAUAACAUCGUUAAAUUUCAGAGGUUGUCAGACGAGCACGUGCAGUUCUUAAUUUACCAGCUCCUCCGUGGCCUCAAGUACAUCCAUUCAGCGGGAUUGAUCCACAGAGACCUCAAGCCAAGUAAUGUGGCAGUAAAUGAAGACUGUGAGCUGAGGAUUCUGGACUUUGGAUUGGCCAGGCAGACAGAUGACGAGAUGACAGGGUACGUGGCGACUCGCUGGUAUCGAGCACCGGAGAUCAUGCUGAACUGGAUGCACUACAAUCAAAACGUUGAUAUUUGGUCUGUGGGAUGCAUUAUGGGAGAGCUACUGAAGGGAAAAGUCCUUUUUCCUGGCACUGACUAUAUUGACCAGCUGAAGAGAAUCAUGGAGGUGGUUGGGACUCCGACACCCGAGUUGCUAAAGAAGAUCUGUUCUGAACAUGCGCAGAAGUACAUCCAGUCUCUGCCCUUCAUGCCCCAGCAGGACCUGGAAAAGAUCUUUAGAGGAGCAAAUCCACUAGCCGUUGAUCUGUUGAAGCGCAUGCUGGUUCUGGACUGUGAUGGGAGGAUCUCGGCCAGCGAGGCUCUGUCACACCCCUACUUCUCACAGUACCACGAUCCAGACGACGAGCCGGAGGCCCCGCCUUACGAUCAAACGCUGGAGAGCAAAGACCGAACUCUAGAAGAAUGGAAAGAGUUGGUAUUCGAGGAGGUGAGCAGCUUCAAAGCAGCCAGCAGCAAGACUGAUAGCCUUCAGGUGGAGCAGUAAGCCGCCCUCUGCUCUGCCUCUACCUGGACAAGGACCUCGUACUCAGUGAAGUGGGACAAGGACUGUGGCAAGAAAACUCUGCAUUCCCGCUGCUCAGUGUGACUGUGUUUGAUUGCCUGUCAUGAGAUGUUUUUGAGCAGCGGAGGGGGGGGGCGGGGGGGCUGGACGGUCUCCACGGGAUCAGAUCAGCACACAUCACAAUUACUGGGAGCAUUUUAGAAUGAGAUAGAAGAAUCCCUCCAGUGCUGAAAGUUGCUUCCUCUUAUGUUUCCACUCUUACGUGAGGUUAAAAUGCGGAACAGCUCAACUCGUCUACAUCAGGGAUCACAGAGGACGUGAGGAUUCAUACGAGGGAGUAACUUUAAGGAGCUGAACUUUGUUUACAGGGCUGACAGAACAAGAUGGAAGGAAGAAAAAAAAAAAGCAAGCACUCUAGGAUUUCCAAAGCAACGACAGGCCAACUGAUCCCUCAUCAUGACAAAUACCAUAAGCAGUCACUGCUUACAUAUAUGGAAUUCAUGUUUAAAAGCUUGCUGCAGUGCCACGUCAUGCCACAGAACAGCUUUAGCCUGCAUACUACUGCAUGAUUUUUGUGCAUUUUAUUAUUAUAGCAUAUUACUGGUACUGUACUAUAACCAUUAAGACUGCUUAUUGCAUCUGCCUUACUGGUUUCAAACCAGUUCGAGGGUCAGAAGAGAGGCAUUACCAGGAGUGUGACCAACUUUCAACCCGUUUAUCUUCAUCGGUUCCUCACCAUAAAAAAAUAUGAAACAAAACCAAACAGAAAGCAGAUGUUCUUCCUCUGAUGAAAAUCAUCCUCUCCUGCUUGUGGAAUAGUAAACACCAACUGUGCUAUUAAUUAGCAAGGUAAUUGAUAUAUGCCAAAGCUGGAACAGAAUGACUGUGCUGCAGGUCUGUGUUUACAGUGCGACCUCGCUUCUCAUAUACAGUUUCCGCUGAUGGCUGAUUUCUGAUCACCUGUCGGCUUUGUCACCAUGCCACCAGGUUUCCGUGGUUGGCUGCUGUGUCUUUUACAGCCAUGGUUUGUGUUUACAAUAAUUAAGAUUACAGGCAUUUUGUAAACUGUUAGAAACAGUCUCCAGAAUGUGCGUAAACAGUGCUGGAUAAAAAUCUAUUAUACAACUUGUAGCUCCAUCCAAGCAACGACCGGUCAAACACUCGGACUGAUGAGUUGUGUUAAGCAGCCGUAUUUGGCUGUCUGUGGUAACCAGGGAGCUCAUUGGUGAUCUUUCAUGUUUCCUCAGGUUCUUUUCAGUUUUCAUGAUGCUUGAAUAUUAUAAAGGAAACUGCCCAGACUGCACACAUUCAUUAGUGACCACAGUAUUAAAGCCCUGGGGAUGUUCUUUACCUCAUUUGUGAGUAUUUAAAAGUUGCUGCAGCUUAUAGCUUACUGCAACCUUAUUAUACCCACAGUCGCAUAAGGAACACCCUCACAGGGGACACUUGUAUAAGCAGCAUGAGCUCAGUGCACAUACAGAUUAUUACAACAAAUGGCUGACUUCCUCCCUGACACUGUGUUAUUCAUCUUGCAGCAGACUGGAGUUUUGGUUCUACAAUUUUUUUUUUUUUUUUUUGCUGAGGUAGAAAUAAUCUGCUUGUGUUAGACCACACUGCACACGGCCAAUGAACCACAGGUUUUGAUAGCUAAAAAAAUUAAGGUCAGUGAAAAUGUCACGAGGUAAAGAGGACAAAGCAUGAAGUCUCGUGCUCGAAAAAAAAAAAAUACUGUCUGUCUGGCUUACCAUGCAUCUUCAGUGUAGCCAGAUAAAACUUAUAUCUGGCUAUUCUUAAACCUAAUCUUUAUAGUAUCUGGAUACGAGUUGAACAUGGAUGUUUUCUGGGUUAAUUUCCUCUAAUGACAAGUAGCAAUUUUCUGGGUUAGUUAGCCAAACUGACCUUUUAAUGCCAAGCAGCUGUGGAGCUUUGGCUUACACUCAGAUUUAACUCAAUGAAUUAGAUUAUUUCUACCUCAAACCUCAUUUUUGAGAAACACCAGAAAGGAAACAUAUUCUGAACUAUUUUUUUUUUCUGUAACGGUUCACACUGGAGUGGUACACGUAGCCUUCUGUGCAAGUUGUCCAUGAACACUGGAUGCAAAAUGCUGAAUUUACAGUCCAAGCGAAUCGAAGCUGUCCGUCUCAGUCAAAGCGUGUUAGAGCUCUGAAUGUUCAAGUGUUACGUGCUUAUGUGGAUGUUGUACAUGUGGUGGAUUUGAAUAGCAAACUGCAAACCGAAUGUAUAUGUAUACUGUAUGUGUGUAUGUUACAAGUUAGAAGUGUCUUUUGAAUACAUGGUGGCAUGUGAUUCCGCUGUAGCCAUGAGUUUCAGAUCAAUCAACUGAAUGUCAGCUCAUGAUUUUCCAACGAUUCAGAUGAUUUUCUCAUUCAUCAUCACUUUGGCAAGUCUUGGCUUCAACAGAAUAAACACCAUCAUUUCUGUU